AUGAAGGAUAGGGAACAUGCGCGGAAGCCGACCAAACAACAGGCGUACAACGCCCAUACCCAAGGUUGCAUAAUUUCUUCUAAAGACAAGCGCAAAUCAGAUUCACAGCCUGCGAUGAACAAACAUUCCUCAGGCGUAAAUGAGGCAUUUCCCAGCUUAAGUGGUGGCAUCGGAGCUGAUGGCUUAGGCUUUCGGCAGUUUGAGAGUUCGCUGGACCGCAUUGUCAGCGGCAGCCGCGCGCAGGAAAGGACAGAACCAGACUCACACCCGGUGGCCUACAACAGCCGCUUCCAGUUCUUCCACUCAAAACGCACGAGCAUUAUCAACGACUCGGCAGCUAAUGAUGUGAGAUUGGCGCAAGGAAACGGGUUGGUGUGGGACACUGAUGGGAAAUCGGAAUCACCUCUUGAAGAUAAAUCUGUGAUACAACUUAAGUUAUGA
Volvox carteri f. nagariensis is the source of this 441-nucleotide messenger RNA. RefSeq lists its product as uncharacterized. Bases 1 to 441 code for a protein of 146 amino acids. The transcript has 4 exons. Lineage: Eukaryota; Viridiplantae; Chlorophyta; Chlorophyceae; Chlamydomonadales; Volvocaceae. The record is from RefSeq and is a predicted model, not a curated record.